AUUUUGUCUCUGAAAACAGGGGAGGGCGCAUGGGACAGGAAAGCAAUAACUGGGAAUGCUUACAUUAGGAGGCUGGGCAAAUACUUGGAAUUCCGCUUCCGUUCAGAGGGAGUAAACUUUCAGUAGAUAGCAUUCCGACCUGAAGGUCUGAGAUAUUAUUGCUGUUUUGAUUUAGCGAAGCGUCGUAGCCUGUAAUCUUAUCGAUGGCUUCUUCGCCGCAGAAAUCUCCUUCUUCUCCAAAAUCACCGACUCCAAAAUCUCCACAAUCAAGAAAGAAAGAUGACUCAUUUCUGGGAAAACUUGGAGGAACUUUGGCAAGAAGGAAAAAGGCAAAGGAAGUGUCUGAGCUUCAGGAGGAGGGGAUGAAUGCCAUCAACCUGCCCCUCAGCCCCAUUCCCUUUGAGAUCGACCCUGAGGACACCAUGCUAGAGGAAAAUGAAGUCCGCACCAUGGUUGACCCCAACUCCAGAAAUGACCCCAAACUGCAGGAGCUGCUGAAGGUGCUCAUAGACUGGAUCAACGAUGUGCUGGUUGGGGAGAGGAUCAUUGUCAAGGACCUGGCGGAAGAUCUCUACGACGGGCAGGUUCUCCAGAAGCUCUUUGAAAAGCUGGAGGGGGAGAAGCUGAACGUUGCCGAGGUAACGCAGUCGGAGAUCGCCCAGAAGCAGAAGCUCCAGACGGUGCUGGAGAAGAUCAAUGAAACCCUGCGCGUCUCGCCCAGGAACGUAAAAUGGAACGUGGACUGUGAGUGUCCGGAUAGCCUCCCCAAGCAUUGGACACUGUGCUUUAGCCAUAGCUUAGCUUCGGUACCUUCUAGUGUACAGCAGUGUGAACAUGGGAUUCUUCACCCCCCCCCCAUCAGACUCCCAGAUCACGUGUCCAUUCAGGUUGUGGUGGUCCAGAAGCGUGAGGGAAUUCUGCAGUCCCGGCAAGUCCAAGAGGAGAUCACCGGAAACACUGAGGCUUUCUCAGGAAGACAUGAGCGGGAUGCCUUUGACACCUUGUUUGACCACGCACCCGACAAGCUCAACGUUGUGAAGAAGACGCUGAUCACCUUCGUGAACAAGCACUUAAACAAGCUGAAUCUUGAGGUGUCUGAACUGGACACACAGUUUGCAGAUGGGGUGUAUCUGGUGCUGCUGAUGGGACUGCUGGAAGGGUACUUUGUGCCCCUCUACAACUUCUUCCUCACCCCUGAAAACUUUGAGCAAAAGGUGCACAACGUGUCCUUCUCCUUUGAGCUGAUGCAGGACGGGGGACUGGAGAAACCCAAACCCAGGCCUGAGGAUAUUGUGAACUGCGACCUGAAGUCAACACUGAGGGUGCUCUACAACCUUUUUACCAAAUACAGGAAUGUGGAUUAAAAGGAUGUGAUGGAUGCCUUUGUUUCCAGGACAACGGGGCCUGUCACUCUGUUGCUCCUGACUUCACAUCCUGAUUGGCUGGCAGACAGACGCUGGGCUGCAGGAGUGGAGCACAGUUACUAUGCAUCUUUCUAGACCUCCUGUCGCCAUUUGCCAUUUGGCACAAUAUCCAAACAUCAUUAUCUUCUGAUUGUUACCCAGUCGGGAAUUUUCUCAUUUCCAAAAAAAAACAAAAAACUUUUUAAAGGAUAGUUUUAAUUAUAAAAAUCAAAACUACCCUCCCUCCCCCCCCCCAAAAAAAAGCAGGUAGCGGGAGAGGCGGGUGUGUCUGGUCAGAAUUUGUCAGCAGCAGGUUUGCAUUAUAGCAGUGCUUUUUUUUGCAUUCGCACUGAAAUACAUCCCUCCAUCCAUGAAAAAUCCUACUGACAUGUAUUUGUAUUAAAAACACUGGCUGGCUUAGCUGGUCAAGUGUUCUGUUUAGACUCAGCCACCUCUCACACCUGCCAUUUGUAAGAUUCAGAUUUAUAGUUCAAGAAGGUACUUUUAUAUCAAAAUCAUGUAUUUUAAAGAAUAUAUAUUACUUCUGUAUCACAAUCAGAGGAAUACAUUAUUGACCCUUGUGGGGGAAACCUGUUGGAACACCUAAUAUUGAAUUAUUGAAAGUAUCUACAUACAGAAGUUUUACGUUUCAUUAGGUUAAAAACAGAGAUGCAUUUAUUGAUUGAAAUAUUCCAAAAAGGGUACAGUUAGGCUUUUGCUUAUAGCCGAUUACUAGGCAGCUGUGAAACUAAAUUGCUAUUAACUGCAUUACACAGUUGUACUAUUCUUUGUUUUUACAGACUUUAUCACAGAUAGCUUUUAAGCGGUCUUCAGUCAUUAAAGGUUUUUCCCGUUGGCUGAAUGACACACAUUGCACCACUGCACCACAACAAAAGCAUCCAUUCCAGGCAUAAAACCUGACAUUAGACAAAAGAAAAAUCUAAAUGGCAAGCAGCUCUGUGAUUAUUAAAUAUUAAAAAGUCUUCUGUAAUUAAUGGUGCCAUCAUUAACUGAUUAAAGUAUGACAGAAAAACUGGUAUAGCAGACAGAAUUCCCUGUCAACUCUCAAUAUGACUUUACCCUUGUGAGGUGAGGCUUGUUUUGCAGAAAUGAUGUAUCACUAGGCAGUACCAGUGUGAUAUCAGGUGUAAUAAUCAGAUUACAGCUUUGCAGAUAUUUUUUGCUGUUAAGUAUUCACUGCUAUUGUGUGCACUCUUAUUUUGUCACAAUGUGUUCUCCGGGUUAUUUUGUCUACUGUAUGUAAGAGGAAAUGUCAAGCAAAAGUAUCCGUACCAUUUCCUUUUUGGAUUACAAAGUGUGUCGCACGAGUGUCAACGAGGCUGUCUGUAUUUCUCUGCCUUUUUUUUUUGUUUGUUUUGUUUUUCUAUUCAUAUUCUCACCAUGUGUAAAUUUUCAGGGGGGUUUCCUUUAAACUGUCUUGAUUUAUUUGUGAAAAAAACAUUCUGAAGAACACUAAAGGUCACCAAAUACUGAAAUAGUCUUAAAUGCUGAAAUGAGUAUUAAAAGACAGGAGUCUAUUCAUCUGUGUCAUGCAGUGGGUAUAAACCCAGUCAAGUUGUUGAAUUAUGAAAACCACAGUCAUUCCAUUGGCACAUUAUGGAGUGAAUGCUGAUAUUUGAGGUAUGUGCAUUGUUCACCAAGCGUUAAAACACCGAGCACUCAAGGAAUGAUAAAGACUAAACAGGCUUUAGUGCAGCAGUGCUUGUAGUACAGCUGACGUUAUAUGUGUUGGUGCUGAUUAGUGUUAGUUUGGAUUGCAGGAUGGGUGAACGCGUAAAAGUCUGAAAUCCUCCGAACCUAGAUUGAGUGAGAAUGUGAAAACCUUCAACAGAGCACACUUGUUAAAUAGAUCUGUCUGAAUCAAUGUACGGGUUAAUAAUGUUUUGCAUAACUUUUAUUACACAUGCUUUGACUGAACUGUGCUUUGAUUGUAAUGGUUUUCUCCAUUGCAUCCAACCUCCAUUGCAGGUUGAAUAAAUGAUACACCUACUUUC
Anguilla rostrata (American eel) is the source of this 3418-nucleotide messenger RNA. RefSeq names its product parvin, alpha b (gene parvab). Gene Ontology annotation, biological process: cilium assembly; actin cytoskeleton organization; substrate adhesion-dependent cell spreading. The coding region runs from base 204 to 1364 and encodes 386 amino acids. NCBI's taxonomy places the organism in Eukaryota, Metazoa, Chordata, Actinopteri, Anguilliformes, Anguillidae. The record is from RefSeq and is a predicted model, not a curated record. Gene Ontology annotation, cellular component: actin cytoskeleton; cytoplasm; focal adhesion. The transcript is spliced from 13 exons. Gene Ontology annotation, molecular function: actin binding.